Molecule: messenger RNA, 3477 nt
Organism: Brenthis ino (lesser marbled fritillary)
Lineage: Eukaryota; Metazoa; Arthropoda; Insecta; Lepidoptera; Nymphalidae
Source: the annotation of a GenBank genome assembly
AUGUAUAGAGUAGAAGUAUUACAUUACCUCAACCCUCAUUUGAUAUGGGUUGAAGUGUUGGAUCCCUCGGAUGCAACAGAUCAGAAGAUGUUCGAACUAGUCGGGUUAUAUGGCUUACUGCCAUUAGAAAGAACUUUAGAUAUUGAAUUGAAUUGGAUACCGGCAGUUACAAAAAUACUAAAAGACAUCUUCAAAGACAGUACUGAAGUCUGGUUUUCACUUUCUUAUAUAGAUAGAAGUACAUCAAUAUUUGAUGAUAACAUCCAUAAAUAUGGAGAAUUAUUGAUAAAACAUAAAGGUAGUGAAUUGAUAAAGUUAUCCAAAUUCCUAAUCAAAAAAAACCUUGCCUAUUUUGAUGUGAAAGAUUUCCAUCAAAAGUUAAGUUUUGGUAAUUUAAACACUAAACUUUCAUACAUCAAAACAAAGGAAGUUGUAAGGGAAAUUGAAAAAUGUUAUCCUAAAAAUAACCCAAAGCUAAAAUCAGAGAAACAGAACACAUUUAUAAAACAAACCUCAGUAUUUCAAUCAUUCCAAGAAUUUGAAUCAUCAUUAACAGUAAAUUAUGUUGGAGGGCAUAACAAUGAGAUGCUAAGUGAGAUUCUAGAACAGAAAGCUUGGGAUUUUGAGUUGUGUAAGGAAAUAGAUGAAGAAUCCGUUGGUUGUGGGUCUAGACGGAAAUCUUAUAAUGAAGAAAAUGCAUUCAAACAAAGGCAAGCAGCUCAUUGUUCUCAGAGUAGUAAUAAUUAUGAAAGAAUAUUUGAUGAUAUUAGAAACUUUUUAGCCACAAAUUCGAAAGUAAAAUGUAAUACAGAAAAUGAAGUUUCAGAACAGGAUUGUAAUCAGUCAGCUUCAAAUGCAUUCAUAAAUAAAAAGACACUCAAUCAGUCGAAACAAAGAAGCAAAAGUGAAUUAGACAAAAAGGAAGAUAUCCAAAAUGCCAGUAACACCAGCACAAACAUUGAAGAAACAUUAAAGACUGAGGAUGAAGCCACAUGUUCAUCAGCUACAAACAAGACACUACCUAGCGGGUAUAAAGAUAUCAAAGUAUCUUCAGACAAAAAGAUAAGCCAAACCAGUGAUGAAGAAAAUGCAGAUGAUGUCAGUGACAAUUCCUCACUAAAAGAAGAUGAAACGUCACAGAAAUCUUCAAACGUUUGCAAACCAUCGAAUAGUACGAAUACGAAGCAAGUGGCAUUUGGUCCCCCUGAACUUGACUCACGAAGCAAUUCAACUACAGAUAAUGAAGAAGAGAAACCUGAAGAAAUUCCAACUGAAGAGGUUUUAGUAAAAUACAACGUGAAUCCUUUUAAAAAUAUGGAGACCGAUGUACCUGCGUUUGUCGAUAACUUAGUGUCGCCAGUCUUGAUGGUACAUUACAAAAUCAAUAGGCACGUUCAACCUAUUCAAAAUUUACGUGACGUGUGCUUUAAUGAACAUAUACACGAAGUACUAAAAUAUAUGUCGAUUAAAAGCCCAAUGAUUAUACAAACGAUGUCUUGGCCCGUUAUUUUGAGAGGUUUCAGCUUAUUCAUGAUCAGUCCUCCAAACACUGGUAAGACUAUGGGCUAUUUGCCAGCGGUUUGUCGAUUAGUUAGCGGUUCGAUUAUAGAUGGCUCUGGUCCGAUAGCGAUUAUAGUCUGCGCUACCGCUAAUUUGGUUGAGAAUGUAGAAAAGAAUGCGAAAAUGUUUCUAGGGUUAGAGCAUAGGAUUUUCGCGUACUAUCCCGGUGUCGAUGAUUCUCAUGUCGAAACUUUUGUUAACAGUUGCGAUUUGUUGAUAGCUACCCCAUGUUAUCUAUCGAAAUUAUUCCAAAUGCCCCAUUUCACCGUCGAUUUAAGGCGGUUAUCCAUUUUUGUUAUGGACGAUUGUGAAAGAUUAUUUAGUAUAUAUGAAGACGAAAUUGAAACGUUCCAAAUAAAAAUAGAGGAAACCCUGAGCAGAAGAAAGGAGAAAGAAUCAAAAGUUCAGUACAUAUUAGCUUCGCCUGUUUGGUGCAAUAAUAUGGAUUCGUUAGCUCUGAAAGUCCCCCGUACGGUUAUUUGUAUCGGGGCUUUCCAAGAGUGUGUUAGAUAUUCGAAAGCGGAUGUAUCCGUUUGUUUCACCAAAAAUAAUACAUUUAAUUGCUUAAUUGAUUUUUUACAAAAAAUAGAUAGAUCGAAGAAGACUGUCAUAGUAAUCGACGAUGACAUUAACAUCUAUUUUGUAAAAUGUUGGGUAAAGAUCAACAACAAUCGGAAACAAAUGAUAUACACGGCUCAUAAGAAUAUGACUGUACAAGAUUUGCAGAAUUUAAGUGAUUCAUGGUCACAGUGUCCUAAAGGACCCAAUGAAUUGGGACCUAUUUUGAUUUGUUGCGAUCAAAGUUUGGCUCAUAUGGGUAUUACAGACGCGCAUAAUUUGGUUCAUUUCUCGUUACCGCGUCUCUAUUCGAUGUUCUGUAAGCGAUUCUCAGUUUUAAACGAUAACUAUCCAUCAAUAUUUAAAGAUAAUAAUGAUGUUGUCAAAAUAAAAAUCUUUGUUAACAAAAGCAAUGGGGAACAAUUGCCUAAAAUUAUAAACUUUAUAAAAAAAUUCACUGCCGUCCCAUAUGUCUUAGAUGGUGUUUGCAAAAAUAUUUUAAAAGAGAAUGAUGUAAUCAGAGCAAAAAAUUUGGUACCGUUAUGCGAUAGUUUCCUCAUGUUGGGAGAAUGCCCUGAGUUUUUCUAUUGUAACCUGCGACAUACUAUUAUAAAAGAUUAUGAUAUGCCACUAAAAUGGUUGCCAACAGAAGGUCUUAUUAUUUUCAAACUCUUAAAAUACAAUUCACCGACAUCAUAUUUUGGCAGGCUCGUGUAUAGCUAUUCAAGCGGAAAGUUCGUAAAAUAUCAGCGAAACUAUAGUGAGCUAAUUUGUAAAAUGCGCAUGCACUAUGACCAAGGGGUCAAUAGAAAACUUCUCGGUUAUCCCAAAGUAGGUGAUAUAUGCGCCGUACGUACCGAAGUAUUUAUAUACAAGAGAUGUCAGGUUGUCAAAAUACUAAGCGAAUAUGAAACAGGGAACCCAAAUGAAGUACUUAUAAAACUGAUUGAUUAUGAACUGUAUGGAGUUACCAGAGAUAUUAAUCUUUACCAUUUACCUGAAGUGUUUAAAGCGAUAGAGACCUACGUUGCUCCGAUAAAAUUGAUUAAUAUAAAGCCUAAAUAUAACGACACCACGUUUUCUGAUCUCGCUAAGAACCAUAUUCAGAAUAUCGUUUACAAUGAAAAUGAACGUGUCUACCUUAAAGGUCAUAUUGCCUUAACAAUUGGAAACUGUAUUUUCGUUGACACUUUAGAAGUAUGUGUAAAGAAUUCGGAUGAAGUUAUACAUAACAUUAGAUACGAGUUACUAAUGAAACAUCACGCAGUCCUUAAAAACUUUUUACCUGGUCUUAAAAAAAAAUGUAUAGCAAGUGGUCUUCCGGUAAGGAGGGAGAUAGAAUGUGACCGUCAUAUUAUU